AUGGAAACCCUAACAUUACCAUCACUACCUACAUUCUCUCACGAAGAUUCACUUCCUAUGGAUCUGGUUGUUGAAUCACUUCCUAUGGAUCUGGUUGUUGAAAUAUUGUGUAGACUACCGGUAAAGUUUCUUCUUCAAUUCCGAUCUGUUUGUAAACUAUGGAAUUCUCUUAUCUCCGGUCACAAUUUCGCCAAGAAGCAUCUUCACCUAUCCGCUACGCGCAGUCUGAAUUAUGUUUUCUAUUUUGAUUAUUUUAGUAGAUUCAUACUUGAGUCUCGUCCACUAGACUCCGUUUUCUCAACCAUGUUUAUGGACGUCGUUACACAAAUUGACUAUUCUCUGAAGGGUUUUGAUGGGGGUUUUCAUAACUAUCCAUGUAAUUUUGUUGGCUCUUGCAACGGUAUUCUUUGUCUUGCCCGCCUUCAUCAUGAUUGUUUUGUUCGAGUGUGGAACCCUUCCAUUAGAAAAUUUAAAGAAUUGCCCCCGCUUAUACAAUCAAAAUUCAAUAAUGGUCUCGCUGGUGGGUGGAUCUCACAUGGCUUUGGCUAUGACCAUGUUAAUGAUAAUUAUAAGGUAGUGGCUGUAGUAAAGUAUGCUGCACCCCGGCGCGGUCGCCAAGGUUGUUCUAUUUCCAAAACCCAAGUAGGGGUUUAUACUUUUGGUACUGAUUUAUGGAAAAGUAUCGGAGAGUUUCCAUUUGGGAGUUUCCAUUUGGUUGUGCCCCGUGUAGGCAACCAGGGACAUUCGUAUGUGCCGGACUAUGGAGAGGUUGAUGAGUAUAAUUUGAAUUUGGGCGUGUUGAGGGAUUGCUUGUGCGUGUUUUCUGAUUAUGGUGUAUGGCUUAUGAAGGAAUAUGGAAAUAAAGAAUCUUGGACGAAAUUGUUUACUAUUUCUUACGAGCAAGAAGAUCCUAGUGAUUCUUAUUUCUUGGCUAAUGUAAUAUGCAUGUUUGCGGAUGAUCAAGUGUUGCUUGAAUCUUCUUCGAAUUGUGGUAAAAAGAUGACUUCUUAUGAUCUAAAAACAGGUACUUAUAAGUUUAUUAAUUUUCAAAACAAGAUAGUUAAUAAUCCAUGGAAAUGGAACCUUGAAGUUUGCAGUGAAAGUUUGAUAUUACCUUAG
Vicia villosa (hairy vetch) is the source of this 1119-nucleotide messenger RNA. RefSeq names its product F-box protein CPR1-like. Gene Ontology annotation, molecular function: protein binding. NCBI's taxonomy places the organism in Eukaryota, Viridiplantae, Streptophyta, Magnoliopsida, Fabales, Fabaceae. The record is from RefSeq and is a predicted model, not a curated record. The transcript has 2 exons. The coding region runs from base 1 to 1119 and encodes 372 amino acids.